This is a messenger RNA of Nanorana parkeri, 2920 nucleotides long. It is a transcript of the gene CEBPZ, whose product is annotated as CCAAT/enhancer binding protein zeta. The record is from RefSeq and is a predicted model, not a curated record. Gene Ontology annotation, cellular component: nucleus. The transcript has 15 exons. NCBI's taxonomy places the organism in Eukaryota, Metazoa, Chordata, Amphibia, Anura, Dicroglossidae. Bases 71 to 2920 code for a protein of 949 amino acids.
GCUGGGUGCUGGCGAUGUGGAGAGGGAUACGGCAGAAAAUGUGGAUGAUGACUUUACACUGGAAGAAGUCAUGCGGUUAGGAGGUACUAAGCUAGAUUUUGUAAUGCUUGCAGGCUUGGAAGAAGUGGAAGAAAUUGUAGAUGGUGGCAAGAAGGGUGGAAUUGAUGAUCUAGAAGAAGGUGAAUUGAAGGCAUUUAUAGAAAAACUGGGCAUUCAGAAAAUUGCUAAGGAAAUGACUAAGCAAGAAGAGGUGGCAGAAGAGCGAACGGAAGAGGAAACAAGCCACAGUUUAGAAGAGAAAAAAAUGAAGAAACGCAAGAAAAAAGAUACAACUCAAACUACCAAAGAGGCAGAAAAGACCAAACCAAUAUCGGAGAAAAAAGAAAGUUUAAUUUUUACAUCAAAAAACAAAGGAAAGCAAAUCUUUGAAUUUUCAGAACGUCCCAUGUUGCUUCUGAAACGUGGUGGAAAAUGGUAUGAUCAUGAAUAUACUAAAGAAUUUACUGCCAAACCUCAGAAUGAAGAUGAUGUUAAGAAAUAUAAAAUUUUAGCGAAGAAGUUAUAUGAACAUGAAGUUAAUCUGUAUAAAAAUAAAAAAGAACUCCAGAAAGGUGCUAACACUACAUGGAUGAAAACUGUUGUGUCAACAGGCACAUUAGCCGACAGAAUGGCUGCCAUGACUGUUCUUAUACAGGAUGCUCCUGUUCACACACUACAUUUUGUUGAGAAUUUAACAAAUUUAGUCAAAAAAAAGGGCAGCAAACGUCAGAACCUUAUGGCACUGGAUACAUUUAAGGAUUUAAUCCUGUCUGAUCUUUUGCCUGACAAUCGGAAGCUUCAUACAUUUGCUCAGCAUGAUUUUGACAUGCUUGAAGAAAUUUCCAGUGGCAAUAGGGAUGCAAGGGAUCGACGGCUGAUACUGUGGUUUUUUGAAGAACACCUGAAGCAACAUGUAGCAGAGUUUGUCGAAGUGCUAAACACUUUGACUCAUGAUAACUUGAUUGCAACUAAAGCCAAAGUGCUCAAUGUUGUCAGUGAAUUGCUCUGUAAUAAGCCUGAAGAAGAGAAGACUCUACUAACACUCUUGGUUAAUAAACUGGGAGACCCUCAGUACAGAAUUGCCACAAAGGCCUCCUAUUUACUUGAGGUGCUGCUGAAUAAGCAUCCAAAUAUGAAAGUGGUUGUUUGUCUUGAAGUGGAAAGACUUCUAUAUCGCCCUAAUAUAAGUGAGAAAGCUCAGUAUUAUGGCAUUUGCUUUUUGAAUCAAAUCAUGUUCUCCCAUGAAGAAUCAGACUUGGCAAACCAACUGAUCACAGUGUAUUUUUCUUUUUUCCGGGCAUGUAUAAAGAAAAAAGAGAUUGAUUCCAAAAUCUUGAGGGCUUUGUUGACUGGGGUGAAUAGAGCAUAUCCUUUUGCUGAAAUUGGCAAUGAGAAAGUGAAAGAGCAGCUCGACACCCUAUUCAAAAUACUCCAUGCUGUGAAUUUUAAUACAAGUGUGCAAAUCUUAAUGCUUCUGUUUCAAGUCAUGGAUUCUCAGCAAACUGUGUCACAUAGAUAUUAUGCAGCUUUGUAUAGGAAACUUCUGGAUCCUGGAUUGGCACAAGGAUCCAAACAAACAAUGUUUCUCAAUCUUCUCUACAAAUCUUUGAAAGCGGAUGUGGCACUGAAGAGAGUAAAGGCGUUUGUGAAGAGGUUAUUGCAAAUCACCUGCUGCCAAAAGCCACCUUUCAUCUGCGGAGCAUUGUACCUAAUCUCUGAAGUUAUUAAAUUGAAACCUGGAUUGAGAGUUUUGUUGGAAGAAAAUGGGGAAAUUGAUGAAGAGGAGCAUUUUCACGACAUUCCAGAUGAUGAUAAUGAUGAAGAGAAUACAAUUGUUGAUAAAGAAUCAUCCGCAAAUGUUACAUCUGCUUCUUGGAUACAUCAAAAUGGUAUAAGCAAUGUGAAUCAUUAUGAUCCCUUCAAUAGAAAUCCUAUAUUUUGUGGCGCUGAUAACACAAGCCUUUGGGAGUUAAAAAAGCUUUCCGAUCACUUUCAUCCAUCUGUUUCACUCUUUGCAAAAACCAUCCUGGAGGGUAAUUCUAUUCAUUAUACAGGCGACCCGCUACAAGAUUUUACCUUAAUGAGAUUUCUGGACCGUUUUGUGUACCGCAAUCCUAAACAACAGAGACUUCAAGGCAACAACAGAGGCUUUUUAAGGCAUCAGAAGAAGAAGUUGUAUAUGAAUGAAGAGCGUGAACCAGUUAACAGUGCAACAUUCCUUGAAAAAGAGGAAAAUGAAAUACCAGCCGAUGAAGUUUUCUUCUACAGAUACUUUAAAAAGUUGUCCAUAGACAAACAGAGGAAUAAACGGAAUGAAGAUGAGGAGAGUUUAGAAGAUGUAGAUGAUGAUGAGUUUGAAAAAAUUCUUGAUUCCUUUGAAGGAGAUAGUUUUUACACUGGAAUGAAUAGUGAUAUUGAUUUUGCAGGGAGCCUAAAACCAGGGGGAAAAGUGGCUAAGAAAGAAUUGGGGGAAGAGGACUCUGUUUCUGACUGGGACAUUGAUGAUGAGGACGAUGACAUUUCUCUGGCUAGUAUGUGUGAGGAAGAGUUUGAAAAUGAUGGAACUGGAGGAGUUUUUAUGAACACAUCUGAAACAGCUGAGGAGGAACUAGAAUUAAAAAAGGGAAAGAAGAGGCGUUUAAAAGAAGACGACAUGUUUUCUGCUGCCGAAGAGUUUGGUGAUAUCCUGGAUGACAACACUAGUUCAAAGUUUGACAACAUUGGCAUCAAUGCCAUGUCUAAUAAGGAAAAUGCAAGCAUCAAGCAACUGAAAUGGGAAGCCGAAAGAGACAAUUGGGUUCACAGCAGAGAUGCUAGAAGUAUCAUCAAGAAGAAAAGAAAAUUCAACCGAACGAAGCUACAAAAGAAAGGGAGAAAAUAA